AUGAAGCCGGCACUGCUGACCACCUUCCCCCCCGAGCGCGCGCGGUGGGUUGCCGAGGAGCGUGCCCGCUUGGAGGCGGGGCAGAUCGGGGGCAUCCCCGACGUCGAGGAGGCGGCGGAGGAGGACGUCGCGGACGACGCCGGCCUCGCGCGGCGCUCCGCACGUCGUCCGCGGGACUUCAUGUUCCGGCGCGACUUCCAGGACCUGAUCCACAAGAUCGAGACCAACUCCAGGGAGUUCCAGGCGGACGGGAAGAUCCUGCGCCUGAAACAAUACAUCCCCUCGGAAGUGCGGUCGGCGGAGAUCAACCGCAUCCUGGACGCGCUUUGGCUCAACGAUCGCAUCGAGGUCCUGUACAUUCAGAACUUCGAACUGGCCAUGUUCGACGAGCAGUUGGACAAGAUCGUCGAGCUCUGUCAGUCCAAGUGGAACAUUUACGCCGUGAACAUCGGAGAGAACGCGGAGAUCUCCAUGAAGGCUUGGGACAAGUUCACCCAGGCGCUCCCGCUGACGAACAUCGCCUACAUGUACAUGAGCGAGCAUCUCGUCGUCAAGAUGCCGUGGCUCAAGGACAAAAUGCGCGAGAACAUGCGCGAGAACCGGAAGCGCUGUCACAUCCUGGACAGAGACCCGCAGGUGGUUCGCCUGACUGGGAACAUGUGGUGGAACCCACGAGCUGAGCUCAAGCGCUACCACGAGCGCAAGCACCUUGCGAUCGAGGAGAGGCAGCGUCAGAGCAUGCUCUCCCAGCUGCGCGCUGAGGAGGUCAAAAUCAGGGCCCGAAAGGCUCAGCUCACGCGACAGCGGGCACCUGCUUCGAAAAGCGCGAAGAAGGAAGAACUGCACUGCCCGCCGCCUGAGCUGGUGGUUGCCAUGUCCAGUCGCACGGGGCGGGUGGUGAAGCGGCCGCUCUCAGACGCAGAACGGGGCCUUGGCGUGACGAGCGGGGUGUUCAACAGCAUGAGCAAGGCUGGGCACGUGUACAACGCCAAUCGCGUCGCGGAGAACAGCGAGUUCUUGGACCAGCAGCUGCUCAACAUUGCCAAGCUCGUCCGUCAACUUGAAUUGGAGCGCCAACAAGCGCGGGAACGAUUCAUCCAGUCGCAGAAGACGUAUGUGCAGGGAGAGGCCGAGGAGGACAUGCUGGACGACCUGCCCGCACGCCUGCGGCAACAGAACUGUCACCGAGGCAGCCCUGCCGACAAACCUGGCGCAGGCAUGCAGAUGUGCGCGGCCUCCCCGCGCAGCAUCGAAGGGGGCGAGGAUGACCGCGACGCUCCUGCUGCUGCGACGGAGCAGCCGGGGCCCACCGUUUCAGGCGUCGGCAGCGACAUCUUCGCGGGCAUCAGUGGUUUCCGUAUCCCCGGCGCACUCACGUCGAACGCAAUCGGGGGAAACAAGCGGAACCUGUACACGGUCGACAACGUGGUCGGGAGCAUGCUUGCGCCGAACAAACCCAAGAAGCCUGUGGCGCCAAAGACGGAUCUGAAGGACUCGACUGGGGCGCUUUCUGAAGAGGAACAGGCAUUCCUACGCUGGGCAUGGCAGGUCGUCAACCCCGGUUACACGGGCAGUCAGAAUCCGGUCGCGCGUAACGAAAAACCGGAAAGGGAGGUCUUCAUCGAGGUCGUCGCUGAACCGUUGCGCUGGUGGAUGCAAGACGGGACGCCUCACAAGCACGACACGUGGGAGACCGAUGACGACAUCGCGCGUCACUUCCAGAGGGUCGGAACGCUCACGGAGAAGGCGAACAGGUUCCGCUUGCACAAGCACGUCGUGACGAAGUGCCUCGGGCUCACUGACGAGCAGCUGCGCAACUUCAACCCCUUCCUGCUGACGAGCGACGAGAUGUCGGCGUUGUUCAUCGGCACGAUCAACAUGUGGAGGACGGACUUCCGCCUUGCUGCUCACUUCCGAGUUCCGGCAGACGCGCUGCACAGGGCGACGCUGAAGAGCCACGCAUUCCCGCUGCCGCGCUUCCUCCGGGAGCAGAUCAUCGACGGCUGCUGCAUCAGGACCGGAAACACAAAGCUCGACAGCUCGCUUUCAAGGCGAGAGAAGAACAAGUACAGGCUGGCGAGGGUCCACGUCUCACUGGACGUCGGACGCCACGAUCGCGUGGCGCUGAAGAUGCGCGUCGGGCCGCGAGAGGAAGGCGCGCCUGUUCCGCAGAAACGGCAGCGUGGAUACGUGGAAGAAGUUCCGGACAGCAGCAGUGGGAGCGAAGAGAGCGACGACGGAAUUAUCGAGGGUACGCGCGAGAGGAAGAGCAAUCGGCGGCUCCUUGCAUACGAUGAUCCGAAGGCCUACGCCACAGGUGCGGCAACGACAUGA
Messenger RNA from Pedinophyceae sp. YPF-701, 2334 nucleotides. NCBI's taxonomy places the organism in Eukaryota, Viridiplantae, Chlorophyta, Pedinophyceae. The record is from the annotation of a GenBank genome assembly.